Messenger RNA from Myotis myotis, 4721 nucleotides. RefSeq names its product zinc finger and BTB domain containing 18 (gene ZBTB18). Bases 837 to 2648 code for a protein of 603 amino acids. NCBI's taxonomy places the organism in Eukaryota, Metazoa, Chordata, Mammalia, Chiroptera, Vespertilionidae. Gene Ontology annotation, cellular component: nucleus. The record is from RefSeq and is a predicted model, not a curated record. The transcript is spliced from 2 exons. Gene Ontology annotation, biological process: regulation of transcription by RNA polymerase II. Gene Ontology annotation, molecular function: protein binding; DNA-binding transcription factor activity, RNA polymerase II-specific; RNA polymerase II cis-regulatory region sequence-specific DNA binding.
UCUCCUUGGAAAGGUGUUCUUGUGAUCACACACAUUACAGAGUGACCCCCCAAAAAAGAAAGGAAAAGGUUGUUAGGGGACCCAGAUUGAGGGGCCGGCGAAGUUCUGCUUUUUUGUGUCCGGGGUCGGAGCCCGUGCGCAGGUGCAGCGCUCAUGUUCAGGGGCUGGAGCAGGUUGGCCGGCUGGACUGUGUGUCUCACUGAACUGAAGCACUUUCCAGGAUUUCAGAAAGGGCGCUUUCAGUCUGUUGAUACUGAAAACUGAAAUUUGCAUUUAACUGACGAGUGUGAGAAAUGUCCCUGAGAAGGUCACUGUGGCUCGGGAGCUAAAUAAGUGAGAUCAUACAGGGAAGCGGGCUGGGGUCAUGGUUGUGCACAGGCUCCCAGCAUCCUGAGACGUGUGUCCCAUUAUCUCAGCAGGAGAAAAAAAGAAAAAAGGUGCCGUAGUAAUAAUGUUGAAAUGGGGCUGGAGAUGUGCACGGGGUUGGUUUAAAAAGGUCCUUAAGCUGCCUCGGGAGGGAAAGGUUGGGGAGGGACAAAUAAAAGUCCGGCUUCCUGCAUAGCUCGUGGCCUGAGGGUGCUGUCCGUCUGGGAGCGGGGCGCCAGCCCCAGACAGAAGUGCUGCUAGCCCAGAAAUACAGUAGAAGUCCAUAUGCUGCGUUUUUCAAUUUCUGCUGUUAGAAAGUUUGGGGGGAAAAAAGGGGAGACUUUGAAGUAUUUUGUUUAUACUAACAGAAGAGAAAAGUUCUCCUAAGAAAAAAGCUGGUGGCAGGAGUGUAGAGGAGUAGCAUAUGGCAUUAAAAGGAGCACAGCUGGAGGUAGCAUUUCCAUCUGAACAUGAUGUCAGAGCAGCUGACAGCCUGCCAUCUCUCAGCCUUUUAUUCUAACACACAGACAGGGAGCCAGUGUGUGCGGAUCUGUGGUGGAGAAGGUAUCUCAUUCCUCCCUAACAUCAUCUCCACUUUGCAUCUGUCUCUCUUAGUCUGCUUUUUUUCCACCGAUGUAACAGACCUGGAGCCAGCAAGCCUCAGAGGAAAGGACUUAAUCAGGUUUAUGUGUCCGAAAGGUUAUGAAGACAGCAUGGAGUUCCCAGACCACAGCAGACAUUUGCUGCAGUGUCUGAGCGAGCAGAGGCACCAGGGCUUCCUUUGUGACUGCACGGUGCUGGUGGGAGAUGCCCAGUUCCGCGCGCACCGCGCCGUGCUGGCUUCGUGCAGCAUGUACUUCCACCUCUUCUACAAGGACCAGCUGGACAAAAGGGACAUUGUUCAUCUGAACAGCGACAUUGUUACCGCCCCGGCCUUCGCUCUCCUGCUUGAAUUCAUGUAUGAAGGGAAACUCCAGUUCAAAGACUUGCCCAUUGAAGACGUGCUCGCAGCUGCCAGCUAUCUCCACAUGUAUGACAUUGUCAAAGUCUGCAAGAAGAAGCUGAAAGAGAAAGCCACCACCGAGGCCGACAGCACCAAGAAGGAGGAAGACGCCUCGAGCUGCUCGGACAAAGUCGAGAGCCUCUCCGAUGGCAGCAGCCACAUGGCUGGCGACCUGCCCAGCGACGAAGAGGAGGGCGAAGAGGAGAAACUGAACAUCCUGCCCAGCAAAAGGGACUUGGCCGGCGAGCCCGGGACCAUGUGGAUGCGCUUGCCCUCGGACUCAGCAGGCAUCCCCCAGGCGGGCGGGGAGGCCGAGCCACACGCCACAGCAGCUGGAAAAACAGUAGCCAGCCCCUGCAGCUCCACCGAGUCUUUGUCCCAGAGGUCUGUCACCUCCGUGAGGGAUGCGGCAGAUGUUGACUGCGUGCUGGACCUGUCUGUCAAGUCCAGCCUUUCGGGCGUUGAGAAUCUGAACAGCUCUUAUUUCUCUUCACAGGACGUGCUGAGAAGCAACCUGGUGCAGGUGAAGGUGGAGAAAGAGGCCUCCUGUGAUGAGAGCGAUGUUGGCACUAAUGACUAUGACAUGGACCAUAGCGCGGGGAAAGAGAGUGUGGGCGCUACUCCCAGGGUCCAGUACGAGCCGGCCCACCUGGCUCCGCUGAGGGAGGACUCGGUCCUGCGGGAGCUCGAGCGGGAGGACAAAGCCAGCGACGACGAGAUGCUGACCCCGGAGAGCGAGCGCGGGCCGGUGGAGGGCGGCAUGGAGAGCAGCCUGCUGCCCUACGUCUCCAACAUCCUGAGCCCGGCCGGCCAGAUCUUCAUGUGCCCGCUGUGCAACAAGGUCUUCCCCAGCCCGCACAUCCUGCAGAUCCACCUGAGCACGCACUUCCGCGAGCAGGACGGCAUCCGCAGCAAGCCGGCCGCCGACGUCAACGUGCCCACCUGCUCGCUGUGCGGCAAGACCUUCUCCUGCAUGUACACGCUCAAGCGCCACGAGAGGACCCACUCGGGCGAGAAGCCCUACACCUGCACCCAGUGCGGCAAGAGCUUCCAGUACUCGCACAACCUGAGCCGCCACGCCGUGGUGCACACCCGCGAGAAGCCGCACGCGUGCAAGUGGUGCGAGCGCAGGUUCACGCAGUCGGGGGACCUGUACAGACACAUCCGCAAGUUCCACUGUGAGUUGGUGAACUCCUUGUCUGUCAAAAGCGAAGCGCUGAGCUUGCCCACUGUCAGAGACUGGACCUUAGAAGAUAGCUCGCAAGAACUCUGGAAAUAAUUUUAUAUAUAUAUAUAUAAAUUAUAUAUAUAUAUAUAUAUACAUAUAUAUACAUAGAUCUCUAUAUAUAUAGUUGUGGUACGGUCUAAAAGCAGUCUUGUUUCCUGGAACUAAAAAGUUGGGAUAUUAACUUGUUUUUGCACUUUAGAAUAGCAUGAGAAUCUCACUAACUUAGCAUCCUGAUAAAAGAAACUUUAGGGCGAGUCAGAAUAGAGAGGUGUUUUCUCUGAGGGGUAGGGGAAGUAAGCCAAUAAGAACCUUUGAAACAAAUCGUCCUAUCGCAGAAGGCGUGCAUAGGGCUUCAUUUUGUCAACACUGCAUUGUCUCGAGGUCCUUCCCCCCCACACACUUUUUUUGUUUGGAAGUAGAAAUUCCCUCCAGUUUUAUUAGCCUCUUUCUAUGUCUCAAAUUGCAUGAAUCUUUUCUGGCUGUUGGAAACGGGAAUGCUUUUAGACCCAAAUGGAAAAUUUCUGAAAUGCUGGAUUAUCUAUUUUUAAACAAGCAGUUGACUUAAAACUUUCUGUGGCAACUUCUGGUUUCCUGACGGUUCCCAGUGAGAGCAAUGAUGAGCGUACACUGGGUCACUGGGACCCUGUCUUUGUGAAGGUUUGCUGGGGAUGAAGAGGAUAGUGCAGCUUCAGCAGUGUUGAACUGUGUUGAAAAUGUGAAUUACUGUCAUUGUAUACUGUAAUUGAUUACACGGGCUGGGGGGGGUGUCAAAGAACUUGACAGGUUGUGUUGAUGCUCUUAGUUGAGUCUUGAAGAGUAAAUAUUAACGCUACAGAAAUGCAUGAGUUUCGAUAUAUUUUUGUCUUUGUUUGCAUUGUAUAACUUUAACGAGUGAGUUUAAAAUUAUUUAAUUUCCUUAGAAAAAAAAAAUAGCACCAUUCGGAAAAUAACCUGGUGUUAUGAAGAACGUAAAUGCACUGUUUUUAUUUUUAUUUUAUAUAAUUUAAAUCGACUUUCCCACUGUUUUUAAGUUGAAACUGUUAAGCUGAAUAAAAACGUAAGCUGCAAAUUGAUAACUUCGCUACAUAACAAGGAAAAUAUAAAUGUUUACAAACGGCUUAAAGAUUUGCAUGUGCAGUGUGCAUUUAUAACAAACUUCUGAUGGCACGGAACCCGCGCCGGCUCCAAGUUUAGGUGUACCCAUUUAUACCCAGUUGAGCAUCUUUAGAAUAACUACUGCACAAAUUGACAAUAGGUCAUUCUUUUUUCUUUUGCUCCCCUUCUUCCUCACCCGCCCUCCCUAUCCCACCUCCCACCCCCUCCCCCAACUCAUGAAAAGAUUCUAUGGACUGAAAAAGCCCCAGGCUGAAAGGACUGGACUGCCUUGAUUGACAUGGGGAAGGGGGUUAGUAGACUAUGGAUCGCGGCAGAGGCUGCCGCCCAGCGUGCGCUGUGGUGACCACGCGGGCAAGAGCAUUUUGCACAGUGUUUGUUUUCCUGUCUUGCACUUACAAAUAAGGUCUAUGGGAGUAGCAUGGAAAACGUUUGCUGUUUUUCCCUUUUUUUUUUUUUUUUUUAAUUGCUUUUGUUUAAAAUUUGAUCGCCUUAACUACUGUAAACAUAGCCUAUUUUUGUGCUUAAGAUACUGAAUGGAAAACUCCAUUGUGUGUUGCUGGACUGUUUUGGAAAUAUUUGGUCAAAUGUGUGUUAAUUUGGCUGUAAUGGCAUUUAAAGCAAACAAACAAACAAACAAAAAAAAGCUGUGAAAAUGGCCUUGGAGCAUUAUCUUUAGUUACUUGAAGAGUUUCUAGUUUUGUUUUGUUUUUAAAUACAGUUUAUGUUAAAGUAAUUUUUAUUAAUUUAGAGAAGACAAUCAAUGUCUGUGAGAAAACGGACUUUCUUUUGAAUUUUCUUUUUGUGGUCAUUGUGAGUGAUUACUUUUUCUUCUUAGUUUCACCUUCUUCCUUUGUUCUAAAACUUAGACUGACAUCUAGCUUUGACAAUCAUAGUAUGUUUUAUUUUCCUGAGGGGGGAAUAACUUAUAAUGCUGUUUAGUUUUGUACUGUUGGUGUGUUGGUGAAUUUUUAAACUGUGUGCUAACUGCAAUAAAUUAUAUGAACUCAG